This is a messenger RNA of Limulus polyphemus (Atlantic horseshoe crab), 3252 nucleotides long. Its product is annotated as multiple C2 and transmembrane domain-containing protein 1-like. NCBI's taxonomy places the organism in Eukaryota, Metazoa, Arthropoda, Merostomata, Xiphosura, Limulidae. Gene Ontology annotation, molecular function: calcium ion binding. Gene Ontology annotation, biological process: regulation of neurotransmitter secretion. Gene Ontology annotation, cellular component: synaptic vesicle membrane. The record is from RefSeq and is a predicted model, not a curated record.
GAGAAGAACGGAAUUUGACAGCAAACAAUGGCGAUUUUAUAGCUAUGAAGAAGUCUAAGUCAAAGAACAAGAGUCGAUUAGAUCCCGCCGAACUGUCAGAGGAUGGUCCAUCGUCCAGAACGUCUUCUCCUUCCAAUUCCCCAAGCAAGAAAACGAUUGGCAGCAGAUCAGCGAGUCGUGUUCAAAACGUUUGGUCCACAUUGAAGAAGUUUGCACCGCACAAGCUAAGAAACCGACGAAAAAAUCAGCUAACCUACAGUGGAAGGCUUAGCUCUAGUCACCCUGACGUCUCCAGCAGCAACUUGGCGGCAUUGGCAGAAGCUCCUGUCGACGACACCAUGGUUAGAGAGACAGAAGUCAGUUAUUUAUGUGACACGUCAAGUCACAGUGACCCCAGUCUCAAUAGGGAAGUAUCACUGUCAAAGUCUAGUUUUCCUGCAGAUCGAACCAAGAGAUCAUCGAACACCGCAGAGGAUGACCAGACCGAUAGUGGUGUUGAAAGUAUAGACAGUACCUUAGUCAAACAAAGACAUGCUCUGCUGAGACAACACACGUUUUUCCAGCUUGACGUUCAUCUUCAAUCUGGAAAGGAUCUGGUUGUUAAAGACACCUGUGGUACUAGCGACCCCUAUGUCAAGUUUAAACUGGCAGGUCGACAGUUGUACAAAAGUAGAACAGUUCCAAAAACGUUGGAUCCACACUGGGACGAAUUUUUCUGUUUGCCGGUAGAGGACGUGUUCCAGCCUCUUCAGAUUCGUGUCUAUGAUUAUGAUUUUGGGCUUCAGGAUGACUACAUGGGCUCAGCACAAGUAGACCUAACACGUCUAGAAUUAAACAAGCCAACCAACUUAACAGUAUAUCUAACAGAUUCUGGUAGACCCCAGGACCCGAAACAAAUGGGCAGUUUGCAGAUCACAUUUACUCUCAUCCCAAAGACCCAGUUGGAUAAAGAACAAUAUUUCAACAAGAACAUAAAGCUGGCUGGAGAUAUAUCUUAAAAAAAGCAGAAGACUCAACUGUGGGACUGUGUAGUAACAAUUGUCCUAGUGGAAGGAAAAAACUUUCUCCCAAUGGACGAGAAUGGCUUUAGUGACCCCUAUGUGAAAUUUAGACUUGGGAAUGAAAAGUACAGGAGCAAGAAUGCCAUCAAAACUACAAAUCCUAAGUGGCUGGAACAGUUUGAUCUUCAUAUGUAUUAUGAUCAAUCCAAGAUAUUGGAAAUUACUGUUUGGAAUAGAGAUUAUCAUAACAGGGAUGAUGUCAUGGGCAGAUGUUUAAUCGACUUAAAUACCUUAGAAAAGGAGAAAACGCACAGUUUAUGGAAGGAUUUGGAGGACGGAGCAGGGUCAAUUUAUCUUUUGCUAACAAUCAGUGGCACACAAGGAAUAGAAACUAUUUCUGACUUAUGUACAUACCAGAAGCAGGCAAAUGAGAGGGAAAAAUGUGUAGCAAGAUAUGUUUUCUGCCUGUCUCAUUCUCACAUUUCUCAUUCAUGCCAGCCUAUGGAGAGGUCCUCCAGCCAGGUCAAGGAUAUUCACAGUGUGUUAGAGGUUACUGUUUAUGAUGAAGAUCGGGAUAAACGUUGUGAAUUUUUAGGAAAGGCUGUUAUUCCUCUGUUAAAGGUAAAGAAUGGUGAGAAAAGAUGGUACGCACUAAAGGACAAAAAAUUGAAAGGUCGUGCCAAAGGUCAAGUUCUGUUAGAGCUGGAUAUUAUAUAUAAUCCUAUAAAAGUAGCUGUAAGAACAUUCAAUCCAAAAGAAGUUAAAUAUAUGCAACCUGAACAGAAGUUUAAGCGAUCGAUAUUUAUGAGAAAUGUACAAAGGAUAAGAACAAUAGCACUAGAUUUUGUUGAAGUAGCCAAAUUCCUAAACAGCUGUUUUCAGUGGGAAUCUGCUCCACGAAGUAUCGUAGCUUUCAUUACAUUCCUGGUGAUUACCUAUACCAUGCAGCUGUACAUGAUGCCUAUCAUCAUCCUCCUCAUCUUCCUGAAGAACUACGCCAUCAUUACCACGACAGGGCUAAGCUUUUCAAGUCGUGAUGAAGAAGAGGAUGUUGAAGAUGAUGAUGAUGAAGAAGAUGAUGAAAGUAAAGAUUCUAAGGGUGAAGAAAAGAAGUCAUUGAAGGAAAAACUUCAGGCAGUCCAAGAUGUGACAGCAAUGGUCCAGAAUGUCUUAGGAGAAAUUGCCUCUGUGGGAGAGAGGGUGAAAAAUGUUUUCAAUUUCAGUGUACCAUUCUUAUCUUGGUUAGCCAUCCUUGUACUUGUGCUGGUGACAUUGGUGUUAUAUUAUGUUCCAGUUCGUUAUUUAUUUAUGGCAUGGGGCGUCAACAAAUUUACCAAAAAACUGCUGAACCCUCAUGCGAUACCAAACAAUGAAAUUUUAGACUUUCUUUCCAGAGUUCCAGAUAAUAUUGAAAAGGUAAUGUACAAGGAUAUUCGACCUUGUAAUUCUUUUGCAACAGACUCAGUAAGAAGAAAAUUAAAGAAAACGAGUUAAAAUUUGUAAAUUUUCAAUUGAAAGAAAAUCAAUUUUGGAUUUAUUCACCACUGUAUUGUAUAGUAAUUUUCAACAAUAUAUAUUCAAUGCCUGACUAGAAGAUUAUUGUUAUUACAAUAUUGUUUUCUUUCCACAGAUAAUAAAGAGUUAAAAAAUUAAUACCAAUUAAUCUUCUAGAAAACAGGAUCAUGUUCUUUGUCUGUUUCAUGUAAAUAGUGUUCAGUAUGCGUACUUAAUAUUUUCAAGAGUAUGAAUACAUUUCAUCACCAUUUUCCAAGAAACACAAAUUUGUAAGCAUUGCUUUCCAAUAUUUCAAACUGUGAUGCCUCUACAACUUUAUGCAUACUGUAAAAACUUACUUCUUUGGAGGCUUCUUGAAGAUAUUUUUAUAUAUAGAUAAUGUGAGAAUAUCCUUAACAUUGCAUUUACUAUUUAUAAAUUGAGAUCAAUUAAAGCAUCAUGAUAAUCAACUUACAAAUUAUUAAGGUUUCUGAUUUGUCUUCUGUACCUUGCUAGUCUUUUUCCAUUAAGGCAGUUAUCAUUUUCAUAAUUUCAAUUUAUUCCAAUUAAUACUGUGUGUGAUGCAUGAAAACAAAAUACUUUUAUUCGUAUUGGGAAUUGGAAUUGAAUAUUUUUUACCAUUAAUUAAUGUUAAAUCAUUUUUUCACUGAUGAUGUUGCAUUUUUAAUUUUCUUUCAUUGAAGGGAGAAAAUACUGUAUUGUGAUAAAAGAUGUAAACAGUUUUUUUUUAUUUAUU